Molecule: messenger RNA, 393 nt
Organism: Mycena indigotica
Lineage: Eukaryota; Fungi; Basidiomycota; Agaricomycetes; Agaricales; Mycenaceae
Exons: 2
Coding region: 1-393 (130 amino acids)
Source: RefSeq, a predicted model, not a curated record
AUGAAGGACCAAGAGAAGGGAGCAACUCGUACUGGAUGCCCCAAGCGAGGAAUCUUACCCGCUGAAUGCGAUGUCGACAAGCAGCAAGGCCAUUAUCCGGCUCGCGUCCGCAAAACCCCUCUUAGUCUGCUUAACAUCCUUCCAUCCCCUCAUCCACCUCCCCGCGUCGCAUCCGACAAAGACACCCAAAAGAAGCUCAUCGUCGUCGAAGCAUUUGACCUAAUGCCAGCCACCUUUUCGUUGUGGUUUCUUUCGACAAGGGCCUUUGCGGCGUACAUCCAUUCCAAACAACCCUCUGAGGCCGGAAUACCCACCAUCCUUCCACGCUUUCUCCCCUCCGAACCGACAAGACUAUUAUUUAUCGCACCUUUAUCAUUCCUCGAAAUCACGUGA